Molecule: messenger RNA, 3076 nt
Organism: Anguilla rostrata (American eel)
Lineage: Eukaryota; Metazoa; Chordata; Actinopteri; Anguilliformes; Anguillidae
Product: meprin A subunit beta-like
Exons: 19
Coding region: 211-2274 (687 amino acids)
Biological process (GO): proteolysis
Cellular component (GO): membrane
Molecular function (GO): zinc ion binding; metalloendopeptidase activity; protein binding
Source: RefSeq, a predicted model, not a curated record
AUCACACUUCCACAGUAACAAAAUCUGGAACCUUAAAUCGGGGUCGUAACCAAUGUGAAGAAGCCAGAGAGGACAGCCCUGUCAGAAGAAUGAGAUGUGGUCAGUCGAAGAGCGACCAGCACUAGUCUGAAGUUUACCUCCCCAUUGCGAGGGAACAUUCCAACCAGCAUACAGCUGCACUACAUCAAGGAGCACUACACAAAAAGAAGAAUGCAUUUCUUUAUUUUUCUCUUCGUGGGCUUGAUAGUGAAACAAUCCCAGUCCAGGCCCGGACCAAACCUUACAGACACUGUAGAAGUUAAGGAUAAAGACGUCCAUCAGAUAAACCAAGGACAAGGCCUGAACCUUUUUGAGGGUGACAUAUUGCGGAGUAGUGCAAGGAGCGCAAUUUCAGACAAUCAGUACCGAUGGAAGACUCCAGUGCCCUACACCCUUGAUGCUGGCCUUGAUAUAAAUGCUAAAGGGGUAAUCCUGAGGGCAUUUGACCAGUUUGCUCUGAAGUCAUGCAUCGAUUUCAAGCUACAGGACACAGAUCAUUACCUGUUUUUCAUUCAGAUUCUCUUGCAUCUUCCUUUCAGGUGCUUUUCUUAUGUUGGGAAUACUCCUGGCAGAACAGGACAGAUUCUUUCAAUUGGAGAAUACUGCGAUCACAUUGCUAUUGUUGAGCAUGAACUGCUACAUGCUCUAGGCUUCUGGCAUGAGCAAUCUAGAUACGACAGAGAUGACCAUGUCACAAUUGUGUGGGAAAACAUCAUGAAAGGUAAUGAGCACAACUUCGAAAAGGAGUUUCAAAAUGAGACCACCACACAAGGUACUCCGUACGACUACGACUCCGUAAUGCACUACGGACAGUUCGCUUUUAGCAACGGAAACGGAUCAACCAUCAUCACAAAGCUGCCUCAGUUUCAGAAUAGGAUUGGACAGAGGUUGGACAUGAGUCACUAUGAUAUGGUGGAGCUCAACGGACUCUACAACUGCACGUCCUCCGUGGCACUUUUGGAACGGUGCAGCUUUGAGAACGGCACGUGUGAGAUGAGCCGGUGCUCCAGGAGCAACCUGACCUGGAGCAGCGAGACGUUCACCUCCGCUGGCCCCCACUCCGGUCACACCAGUCUGGGGGUUUCUGCAGGACCAACAAGCACUACCUCCAAUGAAUUCAGCACCUCAGCUCCAGAUAAUAGCACAGGACCAACAAGUUCUCCCUCCAAUGAAACCAGUACCUCAGCUCCAAAUAAUAGCACAGACAUCUUCAUGCACUUCAGCACAGCCAAUGGUGUGGAAGGAGACAGAGCCAAAAUGGAGACCAGGAAGUUGACUCUCAGGAGAAAUUGCACUGUACAGUGCCUGCAGUUUUACUACUACCACAGUGGAAAUGAGUCUGAUCAACUCAACAUCUGGAUAAGAGAAUUUGACAAUGAGUUUGACACAGGAAAUCUGAGACUUAUGUGGCAGAUCACAGGCCCACCAGCUGAGUACUGGCAGCUCCAGCACGUGCCUCUGAACGCCACAAAGACGUUUCUGGUGGAAUUUGAGGGGCGAAAAGGAGAAGGAAGUUCCAUUGGCGGCUUCUCCAUUGAUGACAUCAACUUGUCUGAGACGGAGUGUCCCCAUCAGACUUGGCAGAUAAGGAACGUGGAGCAGCUCAGUGCUGCCAACACAUUCCUCCACAGCCCAAGAUAUUAUUCCAGGGACGGCUACGGGUAUCAGAUUGUGGCCUAUCUGAGACCAGAGUCCACCGGGGUUUUUGUUCGCUUGGUGUCAGGGGAAAAUGAUGAUCAACUGCAGUGGCCAUGUUCCUGGCGCCAGAUCACAAUUCUAAUGCUGGACCAGAACCCUGACAUCCAGCAGCGCAUGUCCAGGCAAAUGAGUUUCACUACUGAUCCCACAUCACCAUACAGUUACCUAUGGGAUGACCCUCGGAACGGUGGAACCUUAUUCAAUGACUCGUAUGGUGAGUCAUAUUAUGUGAAUUAUGGCUUUGGCAACGGAAUCUUCAGGACCGUGGAAGAAAUGAGGGACGGAGGCUUCAUCAAAGGAGGGGACAUCUUCAUCCUUGUAAGCAUGCAAGAUAUUUCAGAACUACGCUUUAACAAUUCCCUUGCGUGCAACACCAUGCUACCGCCACGGAACUUCUCGAGCGACCGCGUGGACGACGGCCCCUGCGUGGCGCCCCCCACACAAGCCCCCACACAAGCCCCAACAAGCUCCUCCAUGAAGGUGUCCUCUUCUGUGAUGGUCAUCCUCAUGGGCUGGGCAUUGCUGUGGAGUCAUUGAAAACGUGCCUCCUGAUCGUUGUCCUUCCAGAACAGCACGGCCUCAACCCUGGUCUCCAGGAACCCCCGGGUGUACUGCUUUCGAUUCCAACCUUAACUGCCGUUCCUGAAAUAAAGAACUUAGCAUUGUUUAUAGACAUUUUAAGGUCUCACGAUCACUGACACAUUAUGUCAGAGACAGACAUUCAUGUUACAAAAAAAUUCCAUAUUACAGUUUUACAGUUCGUAAAAAUUAUGAUUUGUUAUAUUUUCUCCAAUCACUGUAUUGUAGCAAAUGUCUCCUUUUGGAAAGAGGCUGUUUUGGACUGAUUCACUGAUGGUCUUUCAGCAAAAAAAAAAAAAAAAUGAAUUAAAAAAUGCUUAACUGCUGGUCACUGAAGCCAAACCAUUUCUGGAAAACAAAGAGUUCAGAGACCUAGCAAAUGGUAACUAGGGUAGAUAAUCCGUUAUGGAGGCAUAGAUGUGUUUCACUUAGUUAAUCCUUUUAGUCUGUGUGGAACUUUGGGGUGUUACUUAUUAAUGAGGGCAUGAAGUUGGACUUGGUCACCUUUGAACCAGUUUGUUCAGCAGUUGUCCACGACCAUGAAAUGCACUUUUUUGUACGUCGCUUUGGAUAAAAGUGUCUGCCAAAUGAAUGUAAUGUUUGUCCAAUGUUUCUGCAUUCCCAUUAUUUACAUUAUGCAAUCAUCUCAAAGAUUUAGAAUUUAUAUGACAGUUCUUUUCCUUGCUAUAAACGUGUUUUAUUAGAAAUCGUAUGGUCUAUUAAAGGAGGUUAUUCAAAAAUAAAAGACAUGUCCCUUUUA